Molecule: messenger RNA, 307 nt
Organism: Chondrus crispus (carragheen)
Lineage: Eukaryota; Rhodophyta; Florideophyceae; Gigartinales; Gigartinaceae
Exons: 2
Coding region: 1-261 (86 amino acids)
Source: RefSeq, a predicted model, not a curated record
AUGCAACUAACACCAUUCUCUCGCCCCACCAUCCAAUGCUACACUAGGCCGCACCAAACCACCGCUUCACUCACUGCCACCACACAACCAUUGCACUCCAUCUUCCGUCACCCUCCUGCACGUCAACACACAUGCCCAUUUACGCAUCGUCGCCUCUUCCUGCCUUUUGACUCUAUCUACAGCAACUCAAACUCUUCUCACAUACUGUACAUCAACGACAACACCUACCAAACCGCACCGUUUCAAAGGUCUUGUCGUUGAUCUAUGUGUCCUACACGAGCAUCCACCAGAUAAAACAAUUUACAUU